Poecilia reticulata (guppy) is the source of this 641-nucleotide messenger RNA. Lineage: Eukaryota; Metazoa; Chordata; Actinopteri; Cyprinodontiformes; Poeciliidae. The record is from RefSeq and is a predicted model, not a curated record.
UACACCGUACACUGCUUUUAUUGCCUGAAGUUUGUUCAUCAUACAAAGGACCAUCCUGCGUUUAAAUUGAGAAACUUUUUAUCUUCCAACAGGCAAAAGAGUCAAAGCAGACUGUACAGAAUUUGAAAAUACGUCCUGUUCAUCCUGCACAGAUGGGACUUUCAUGGACCAUCCAAACGGACUGAAGAGAUGCACUCCAUGUUCUACCUGUGACUCAGGAGCUGGUCUGAAGGUAAAGCGAGGAUGUGAAAUAACUGCUGACACAGUUUGUGAACCAAUGGAGGGAUUCUACUGUACAGACCUUAAAUCAGGAGGCUGUGCUGCAGCACAGAAACACAGGAGCUGUGAACCAGGACAGUUCAUCAGCAGGAUGGGAACAGCCUCCACAGACACAGAAUGCUCUGAAUGCAGCAGUGGAUCAUUUUCUGAUGGAACAAUGUUGUCAUGUCAGCUUCACACACAGUGUGAUAAAGAAACCCUUGAGCUGAUAAAAGCAGGAACAGCUUCAACUGAUGCUGAAUGUGGAGGGAAAAGUUCCAACAACAUAGGAGUUGUGAUCGGUGUUCCGGUGUUUUUUUUAGUUGCAGCAACAAUUGGCGGUGGUGUUGGUUUCUGGAUAUAUCACAAAAAUACAAAACCAA